Molecule: messenger RNA, 1605 nt
Organism: Lipotes vexillifer (Yangtze River dolphin)
Lineage: Eukaryota; Metazoa; Chordata; Mammalia; Artiodactyla; Lipotidae
Gene: DMRTA2
Product: DMRT like family A2
Exons: 3
Coding region: 1-1605 (534 amino acids)
Biological process (GO): germ cell development; regulation of transcription by RNA polymerase II; sex differentiation
Cellular component (GO): nucleus
Molecular function (GO): protein binding; DNA-binding transcription factor activity, RNA polymerase II-specific; RNA polymerase II cis-regulatory region sequence-specific DNA binding
Source: RefSeq, a predicted model, not a curated record
AUGGAGCUGCGCUCCGAGUUGCCCAGCGUACCCGGCGCGGCGACGGCGGCUGCGACAGCGACGGGCCCGCCCGUGGCUUCGGUGGCGUCGGUGGCAGCGGCGGCGGCGGCGGCCGCUUCGCUACCUGUGAGCGUGGCGGGCGGCUUGCUAAGAGCGCCGCCGCUGUUGUUGCGGGCUGCGGAGAAGUACCCGCGGACCCCCAAGUGCGCGCGCUGCCGCAACCACGGCGUGGUGUCUGCGCUCAAGGGCCACAAGCGCUACUGCCGCUGGAAGGAUUGCCUGUGCGCCAAGUGCACGCUCAUCGCCGAGCGCCAGCGCGUCAUGGCGGCGCAGGUGGCGCUGCGCAGGCAACAGGCGCAGGAAGAGAACGAGGCGCGCGAGUUACAGCUCCUCUACGGCACUGCCGAGGGCCUGGCGCUGGCCGCCGCCAACGGCAUCAUCCCGCCGCGACCCGCGUACGAGGUCUUCGGCUCUGUGUGCGCCGCCGACGGCGGGGGGCCGGGAGCGGGAGCGCCCGCGGGGACCGGAGGCGGCGCCGCGGGCGCGGGGAGCUCAGAGGCCAAGUUACAGAAGUUUGACGUAUUCCCCAAGACGCUGCUUCAGGCAGGCCGCGCAGGCAGCCCGCAGCCGCCGCCGGGAAAGCCCUUAUCACCCGACGGCGCGGACUCUGGUCCCGGAACAUCGUCCCCAGAGGUGCGAGCGGGCUCGGGCUCGGAGAACGGCGACGGCGAAUCCUUUUCUGGGUCGCCCCUGGCCCGGGCCUCCAAAGAGGCAGGUGGCAGCUGCCCAGGCAGCGCUGGCCCCGGAGGCGGCGGCGAGGAGGACAGCCCGGGAUCCGCCAGCCCUCUGGGUUCAGAAUCCGGUUCCGAGGUCGACAAAGAAGAGGCAGAGGCCGCGCCCGCGCCCGGGCUGGGCGGGGGCCCGGGUCCACGGCAGCGGACGCCGCUAGACAUCUUGACGCGCGUCUUCCCGGGCCACCGGCGGGGUGUCCUGGAGCUAGUGUUGCAGGGCUGCGGCGGCGACGUGGUGCAGGCUAUCGAGCAGGUGCUGAACCACCACCGCGGGGGCCUGGCGGCCGGCCUCGGCCCCGCCGUGCCCCCCGAUAAGGCCGCGAUGGGGGCAGUAGUAGCAGUGGAUGACGCGUGGCCUGGCCGCAUCGACGCCGCGGCCGCCGGGGGGCCGGGGCUGCCCGCGCCGCUGCAGGCGGGCCCAGCCGCACCUCCGCACCACAGACCUUUGCUGGCCGGCGCCAUGGCGCCCGGGGCGCUGGGCUCGCUGAGCAGCCGCUCGGCCUUCUCGCCACUGCAGCCCAACGCCAGUAACUUCGGCGCCGACGCGGGCGCCUACCCGUUGGGCGCGCCGCUCGGCCUCAGCCCCCUGCGCCUGGCCUACUCGGCGGCGGCGGCGCACAGUCGCGGCCUGGCCUUUAUGGCUCCCUACUCCACUGCCGGCCUGGUGCCCACACUCGGCUUCCGCCCGCCCAUGGACUACGCCUUCAGUGAUCUCAUGCGCGACCGCUCGGCCGCCGCUGCUGUGCACAAGGAGCCGACCUACGGCGGCGGCCUGUACGGGCCCAUGGUCAAUGGCGCCCCUGAGAAGCAGUAG